AUGCCAUUUUUUGGCUGGAUGAAAUGGCCAAAAUAUGAUUCCUACAAAUCCACACACUACCCUGACUCAGAUGUAGUGACCAAGACUCUGCUCCGGGAAUUAAAGUGGCAUCUGAAGGAACGGGAGAGACUGAUACAAGAGAUCGAAAACGAGCAAAAAGUUAAAAAAACAGGUGUGGAUUACAACUGGCUGAGAAGCUGCCAGAAUCCCCACACAGCCAUUCCAGCUACAGAACAAAGACAACUCGAGGUUCUCUGCUCACAGGUUCAACCUUGUCAAACGGGAACUGUUCUCAGCAGAUUUCGAGAAGUUCUGGCAGAAAACGAUGUACUGCCAUGGGAAAUCGUCUACGUCUUCAAGCAAGUUCUGAGAGACUUCCUGAGCAGCGCUGGCGGGAGCAGUCAGCAGGAGGGCCUGGAAGGGUCCCCGAGCGCAGCCUGCGCUGCACGCUCCGUGACCCCCGGGGGCAGCUCCGUGGGUCCUGAGAGAGAUGAAAUCCCCACCAUCUCAAGCUAUGUAGACAGAAACACAAAGAACAGGUUCCCGACAUUCUCACACCGAAUAUGGAACCUACCGUACUACUCCCCAUCAAGUUAA
This is a messenger RNA of Budorcas taxicolor (takin), 597 nucleotides long. RefSeq names its product RD3 like (gene RD3L). Bases 1 to 597 code for a protein of 198 amino acids. NCBI's taxonomy places the organism in Eukaryota, Metazoa, Chordata, Mammalia, Artiodactyla, Bovidae. The record is from RefSeq and is a predicted model, not a curated record. The transcript is spliced from 2 exons.